AUGGUUGCCUUUAUACCAAAUGCCAGACGACCAAGACGGUUUAGACGACAAAUACCGAAAGCAUUCAGAUUUUUUGCAUCUGGGUGCUUUCUUCAGUUAAUCGGGAACACAUUUGGUGUCGACAUUGCCACUGUGUCCCGGACUAUUACCAGGGUGACGGACGUUUUAUUUUCACUGAAGGACGAAUACAUAAAAUUUCCAAAGACGGAUGACGAAGGACGGACUGUUCAACAGGGAUUUUAUAAAAUAAGACAAUUUCCCGGCGUUGUUGGUUGUAUAGAUGGCACACAUGUUAGAAUAAUUUCUCCGCCGAAAGAUCAAGAGGCAGCUUACGUAAACAGAAAACGAUAUCACUCCUUAAAUGUCCAGGCCACUUGUAAUCAUGGGCUAUUCACCAGUAUAAAUGCAUCAUGGCCAGGCAGUUCCCAUGACAUCCAUAUAUUUAGAAUAUCCAAUGUGUGCAGAUACCUAGAGGCUAGGCACCAAGGUUUAGAAAAAGGUGUUCUGCUAGGGGAUAGUGGAUAUCCAUGUAGGCCAUUUCUGCUGACACCCUAUCUCAACCCAACCAGUGAGAGAGAAGAGAGGUACAACAGGGCACACACAUCUACAAGAAAUGCUAUAGAGAGGACUUUUGGAGUGUGGAAAAGGAAAUUUCAUGUUUUGCAUUCUGAGGUUCGAAUGAAACCAGCAAAGGUCAGUAGAGUGAUUGUGGCCUGUGCAGUCCUCCAUAACCUGGCCAUACUUUGGAAUGAACCUGAGCCACAGGAGCCUCAAGAUGAUGAUGAGCAGCCUCAGCCAGACCAAUACCAGGGACCUCAGGAUGGCCGUGGAGUCAGAAAUUAUGUGACCAACACCCUUUUUCGGCGACGCCCAUAUUGCAUUACAAGGAAAUAA
Mercenaria mercenaria is the source of this 894-nucleotide messenger RNA. RefSeq names its product putative nuclease HARBI1. The coding region runs from base 1 to 894 and encodes 297 amino acids. The record is from RefSeq and is a predicted model, not a curated record. The transcript has 7 exons. NCBI's taxonomy places the organism in Eukaryota, Metazoa, Mollusca, Bivalvia, Venerida, Veneridae.